AUGUCCACCAAAGCCCCAUAUGAGAUCCAGGAGUUGCAGCCGACCCAGCAGAUGCUCGCGGGGUUAAGAUAUCGAAAGUCCCUGCACUUUGUGGCCCAGGCAGCCGUAUGGACCACUGAUAUCUACUUUCUUCUCCGGGUGGGCGUCGUCGUCACCAGCCUGGGUCAAACCUGGCAAAUGUGGCUCAUGAUCAUGGUCGAAUGGAUAUUUGCUCGUCUAUCCCGUCAAAGCCAACUCCUUACUGUCGCGACGGGGUGUAAGCCCCCGUUGCUCCGGAAGCAGCUGCGACUUCGCGGUACUAAAAAUCUUCCGCGGGUUGACGUGCUGGUGGCCUGUUGCGGGGAGCCCCUGGACAUUAUCCUGGAUACUGUGCGAGCGGCUUGCUCCAUUGACUAUCCAGCCUCGGAGUUCCGAGUCCUACUCCUGGAUGAUGGAGGAUCCGAGGCACUACGGAUCGCAGUCUCCGAAUUGCAGUCCAAAUGGCCGCAGCUCUCCUAUCAUACUCGCGGAAAGCAUUCAGGCCGCGUAUUUGCCAAAGCGGGGAAUCUGAACUUCGCCCUAUUCUCAUUGCAGGAGGACUUCCAACCGGAAUACUGCGUAGUCUUGGAUUCAGACUGCCUCCCGGGCCGGAACUUCCUGCGUGCCACAUUGCCUCAUUUGCUGCAAAAUCCACAGGCGGCAUUGCUCACAACAAGACAACACUACUAUAACUUGCCUCAGGGGGAUCCUCUCUCUCAGUCUCGCAUUCAUUUCUAUGCUUGUCACAAUACCGAGCUCGACUACCAAGGCAUCGCGAUAGAUGCGGGAUCCGGAGCGGUCUUUCGACGGCAAGUGAUCCUCGAUACCGGCGGAUAUCCCACCUUUUCCUUCUCGGAGGACUGGCAGCUGUCCUUAAUUUUACAAGGUCGUGGACAUACUAUCAUCCAGGUUGAAGAGCCUUUGCAAUUCGGCCUGGUUCCAAGCUCCCUGCAGGGACAUGUUGCGCAAAGAAACCGAUGGAAUAUUGGACACUCGCAACAGCUGAAUGCGCUACGUCCACCCACAAACAAAAGCAUCCCCCGCCAGUUGCAAUGGAGCAUUGCCCUUAAUGGAAUGCAAAUCGUCCUUGGACUCGUCAGCUCCUUUGUUGGAUUCUCAACGAUUCCAGUGUUGUUGCUGUCAGAUCAUCUCAUUCCGACGCCAUCGCCGUUGCUGGUGAAAGCCCAGAUGGCUAUGGCAGUGACGCACAUGGCUCUGACAUGGCUCUAUGCAUGGUUACAAGCCGCCUACACAGGAUUCCGAGUCCCACUGUUUUCUCACCUCGAGAAUAGCUGGCUUGCCGGUACACAUCUCUUCGCCAUCCUAAGAUUCCAAUAUUUUUCCAGCAAGCCCAAGGGGUCAUUCGUUACCGGGAGCGUUGCCAACUCAUGGAACCGAGCAGGCUACGCAUCGUUGUGUCAAAAGGCCCAGCUGCUAUGGGAGAACGGGGUUAUCUACGCCGUUUCUCUACUCCUCGUCACUCUGAGCGCGGCCGCCUUCUCGAUCUGGAGAACCAUCACCGAUGAUACUGGGACUCUGGGGACUUCAUUUGUGACCACCUUGGCCUGGCCACCGCUCCUCCAUAUUUUCUACCUUGCCAUUACCAAUCUCUGGGUCCCCGUCUCGUAUCUAUGGAAUCCUCCCCGGUACCCGGACCGUGCAUCCCAGCUCGCUAAAACGGAGCAGGGCAUUGCGUUCCCGCGCGCUGAAGUCCUGGGUAAGCUUUCGUUUCAAGGUCAGUAUCGGUCACAUGGGUCUGGAUUUGCGGUGGUUGUUGUUGUGGUUCCUUUCCUCCUAGUGUCAUUAUUGAUUGCUGUGUUGGCCGUAUGA
Messenger RNA from Aspergillus ochraceoroseus IBT 24754, 1848 nucleotides. RefSeq names its product glycosyltransferase family 2 protein. Bases 1 to 1848 code for a protein of 615 amino acids. The record is from RefSeq and is a predicted model, not a curated record. The transcript has 3 exons. NCBI's taxonomy places the organism in Eukaryota, Fungi, Ascomycota, Eurotiomycetes, Eurotiales, Aspergillaceae.